Messenger RNA from Porites lobata, 22041 nucleotides. The record is from the annotation of a GenBank genome assembly. Lineage: Eukaryota; Metazoa; Cnidaria; Anthozoa; Scleractinia; Poritidae.
CGCUGGGAAGUCCUGCACUGUGAUAUGCCUUAUGGAAGAUUGGUUAUUGUGUGUCUUUUUACGGUUCUUGAACAUUGGCGUUUUAUAGCGUGUUCGCCCGUUAAUCGCAACCUCAGCAACUCGGAGCAAAGUCACCAAACUGGCGUAGAUUUGAGGAGUUUGCAUUUUCCAAGAGAAUAUCAUGCUACAGGUGUCUUGUCUCUUCCUACAAAUAAUAUCAACGAACCGUUUGAAGUCUGGCAUAGUCAAACUUACGACAAGAGUAGAAUAGAUUACUAUCAUGGUAAGCCGGAAAAUACGAUUUUUUUUUCUAACAGAGAGAAAAAAUUUUAAAGAAACUUCAGGGUAUGUCUGUUUUUGGAGUAUUUUUAGAUCAUUUGACGGAUUAUUUGUUGCGAUUUAGACACGGUACCCGCAUCAUAUUACAAAAAUAUCAAAGUUUGUUUGUUGUUGUUAAGUACCCGUAGGAAAAAUACUACUUGGAUUAAAUUAAGAGAUGAAUCCAGCGUAGAUUGACUUAGGAUCACCCAGUGAUAAAAUUUCAAAAAAUGAAAAAACACAUUAGAAGCUUUAGUACUUAAGUCUAGGCAAUUUUUGGAUUAGAAAAUUGUCGAAAAGCAGAAUGUCAUUUUUCUGAAAUAGUGCUCCAUCACUGUGCCUGAUAGACUGUUGACAUUUAUUAAUUUUCUGGUCUUUUUAAUCUGAAUAAUGUAAUACCAUGGUCACGUGUCAUCCUUCCAAACUUUGAACAUGUCUUUUUAAUCACUUACUGGUGUUAGGUGAGGUACAAACCUUUCAAAGAGGGGAUCUAGGAAGACAUGGCAUGUUCUUUAAAAUAGUUCCCAAAUACUCUUACAAGAAGCACAAGAAUCAUCGCCAUUACAAAGGCUGUUGGAAGAGGUAUGGAAGCAAGUCUCGAAAGGCUAAGGCCCAGUCCAUUCUGCCGUGCAACUCAGCUUGGCCGUUUAAGUCGAAGUUGGAAGACUUCAAGGUAAAUGUUUUGCAGUUUAAGGUUACAGUUUCUACAGUUUGUUCGCCUUAACCAUAUUGCGCUUAGAUAUGUUGGUCGGUUGGCAACAAAAGUGAAGAAAGCGUUCUUAAUAUAACUGAGGGACGUAGCCUUAAGCUAAUGAGCGAUAAAAAUAGAUAUUGCUCGAAUUAGCAUUAUAAUUGAAUGUGAGGUUCGACGCUUGACGGCCGGAGCUAAGUUUUUUUUAGCUUCUACGACAACCUGAAUAUGAAAAACAUACAAUGAUAAAAAAUACUAUAUAACUGGAAUUGCAACUAUGAGUUUUUUUAUUUUGCAUUUGACAGUGUAAAAAAAAAGGAAUUCCAAAACGAAUCGUUCAAUUUUGACCCGUUUGAAACUGUUCCGGACUAAUUUAAAGUCGCUUUUAGGUCACUGGUGAUCUGCACAUAGCUAAUACAUCUUAGAGUGACAUCGUAAAAGUCAAAGCCAACAUUUCAAAUUACUUGCCUCAUACAGCAGUAUACGCUCUUGCUUUGAAACACUGAGGAAAGUCCAGUUCCUGCAAAACGUACAGUUUAGACUCACAUCAAACACCUUUACUCGGCCUUAUUUACUAAAAUAUCUUGCCUCUCUUCUUCUUUACCUAAUUUUCCAGUAUGUAGGAGAUGCUACCAUCGAUGGCCAACUUUGCACUAAAUGGGCUUAUAACGUGACAGUGUUUGAACGUAACAAUUCCUACGUAUUUUACGCGACCAAGACAGUUCCACCCAAGCCAGUGUACUUUGAAAUGAACGGCUACGACACUCUGUUAGUUUCCUAUUACGACAAGUAUGUUAUCAAGUAUCACAGCUUUGAGGAAUGGGAUUAUGAUCCUGAUAAUGACCCGGAUGUUUUUGAAGUUCCACAUCGUAAGUAAUGGGAAUGAGGCUAAGUUCCGGCCCAGCUUCCUCUCGGUUAAAAAGAUGGUCACAACAGGCUACUUACACGAUGACGUCAUUUUGUUUCUACGACCAGAAUCCUUCGGGGCUUUGCUUUCUUGUGCAAAUAAGGGAUUUUGUUGUUUAAACCUCACUGGGGGUACAAAAUUUAAAAUAUGAAAGACAACACGAAAAGGAUUCUGGUCUUGAUAGUAAAAUGACACCAUCGAGCAAAUGGCCCAUUCAGUAUAAUAUUAUACAGCGUUUUCACAUGACGUCACAUCCACCAUAUUAGAGAGUUUAAGCAACGAUGACGACGACGGCACCGAGAGCGGCAAAAAGGCAAUAGGUUAGAUUAGCAAAACAACAACUUUGCACGUGCAUUUUUUUUUUUGUAUUUUUUCUUAGCUGUCGUCGCACGACUACAACGUGAAAGUGCCUAAUCUCACGUUUUGUUGAGAACGGAAACACAAGACGACAACUUCCUUUUUCUUUUCCUGAACUUUGAUACAGUCCUUACAGGGGCGGAUCCAGGAUUUUUUUCAGGAAGGGGUGCACUCGUCUCUUGCUCUACUUCAACACCAAUAAACCACAUAGUUUUUUUUUUUUUUGCCCUGCAUUACAAAACCGCAGGUCAUUACACGAGAUGGAAUAAUUCAACGCAAAAAAAGCAUUUGAGGCAGCACGAGAUGGAAUAAAACACUUUUUAAGUGUCCGACUCGUUUUCGUAGCCGUUGCCGUCGUUGUUGCUUAAGCUCUCUGUUGCUCUUCCAAAACUCAAUAAAUCGGCGGCCGUAGUGGUGUUCCAAAGCAGUCCUGUGGGAGCCUUUUUCUUAUGUAAUUAAAUGUUCUUUUGUUCCAAUAAAUUUGCAUAGCGGCUGGCAACGUAAGUGAAACGCUCCAUUGCAUUGGUUUUUAGCUUGUUGUAUUUCAAACUCUCAUGCUUUUUCUACCACUCACUAGCACUCACUUAAAACUUUUCCUCGAUCAACUCCAUUUUGGAUAUGAUAUAUAUACCGAGAACACCUUUAGGAAACUUCGUUAUUGUUCUUGAUUUUCACCUUAAGGUUUUUCUUUUUCAUUGUAAUAUACAUGGCCAACAAAUAAGGCAGACACUUAACGGGUAUAAUGGUAUAAACCAACAGUUUUAGAUGCCGAAUGAAGUCGUGUGGCCUUUAGACAAUCUUCCAACAACCAGUCAAGCGAGAAUAAGCUCUGAGUCUACAGGAAAAAUUGUCAAUGAAGGCCUUUUGUCAAUCAGACAUACUUUUGUGGAUAAUGGCAACUCGUUUGCCUUUAAACACCGACGUUGGUAAACACUCUUAGUUCCACUUCUUUAUUCGUAUCUCAGCUGAUAAUGAAAAACUCGUGACAAACAAAACUUUUGUUGUUUUUCACAGUGCAUCAUGACAAAUGGUGCUGGAACAUAGACAAGCGAUCACGUGACAGCGAUGGAGCUUCCACUUCCUUGAAUCCCAUGGGAGACUUCACUACGAUUCGUCACGAGGAAGACCCUGUAGAUAAGGACUUCCAUAAAUUCCGAAGGAAACACAAAAAAGAAUACACCGAUAAAGUAGAGCACCAGAAAAGAAAACACAUUUUUAGACAUAAUUUAAGGUAUGUGAAAUAGAUAUUAACCAAACAGUGGCCACGUAAGAAGAAUUUUUGACAAGAGCCUAGAUUCUUGGUACUACAUAACAACGACUUGCCAACCACCUGAUAGGGUAAAGAGUGGCUCGUAAUUUUCCCUCAUCGUUUUUCCAUGCUCGAUGCAGCCAUAUGUCUCUGGGAAUUCCAAUUUCCUCGCAGGUUUGUUCUCCACGUAAGUAUCACAAAGGGGAAAAGCUAACUUCUGGUUGCUGAUUCUUUCCUUCAUUCUUGCAAACUUGCUUUUUAGUGGAGGUCACUGCUAGGUUCGCUUAAAGGUUUAGGAAACCCCUGAAGAAAUCCGUAGAAUAGUUUCUCUCGGUAGAGGUCUAGCCCUAAGAAUCGUCGAAUGUCAGAAGGGAAUCCAAGACAGUCGUGGAUUCUGGAUACCAUGCCGUUGAUUUCGGAUUCCAGGAACUGGAUUCCUUAUUCUUUGACGUUGAAACUUGGAUUCCGGAUUCCAGUCGUGAGUUGGAUUCCGGAUUCUCUGAGCUGUUUCCGGAUUCCAGAGCCCAGGAUUCCAGAUUCCACAAGUCAAAAUUUACCGGAUUCUAGAAACGGGAUUGCCUUUAAUGGGAGACUAAGAAGGUAGUUUUUGGCUAACUUGGGCCGAUUAAUUUUUAAUCGACUCACUAUUCUGUGAGCAACAUAAGGAUUAUUUGCCUUUCGUUUCUCCUAUUUCUUAGGUUUAUCCGUUCAACGAACAUUAAAGGAAAUUUGUAUCACCUAACUGUCAAUCACUUUGCCGAUAUGACAGAUUCCGAAUUCCAAAGCCACAAAGGGCUUAUGCCAGGGGAUGGGGGCUAUGGGUCACGUGACUUCGAUGAGGAUGAUGACAAAGAAAAUGAAGAACCAGGAGAUGGAGAUAGUGGUGGUGAUAACAGGAAUGAUGAGAAACGAAACAAAAUAAAGAAAUGCAGAUACGGAAAUGUUCCCGAGGAGCUAGAUUGGAGAAAAUAUGGUAUGGGCAAGAAGAAAGUUCCUCGCGAUCAUUAUACGUUUCUUAGAAACUGCCCACCUACCCCUCCCCUAAGCCAAUAUUUUGCCCUAAGUGAGAAGUAAAUGUUAAUGUUGGCUUAGGGGAGGGGUAGGUGGGCAGUUUCCCAGAAACGUGUAAUGACCCUCGUUGUAUGGGUUUAUGUCCUUAAAAUGUAGAUUUAGCCAUGGCCAAAGCGAAGCUCUUGUGGGAACUUUUAAGAAAAGACUUCUUAAAGUAAGGUUUUCUAACAAGUGAUCACUUGAAUGCCAUAACUGGUCAGCGGAGAACACUUAAAAACACGUAACCUCAUUGGGUUUGCACCUGAACCCGCGAUACAGGCAGGUGACACUGUUCAGCGGAUACCCUAGUUGAUCGUAACAUGGAUGUCCCAUAUCAAGUUAAACAUAAUAAUAAUAAGGCCAUUUCCGCUUUCCUCCGGGCCUCUGCGCCAAAACUAGGGUAAGUGCUCAGCCUUUGAUAUGGAAAUUAUUUUUUAUUCUCAUGCAAAUAAAACUCAUUUUCACAGGAAAGGUUGUGCACUUUACAGCCUCGUUUUUAAAGUGAGGGUUUUUGGAACUAGGAAGUGGCCUAUUUGUAUAUGCCUUGGACUUUAAACAUCCGCUUACAUGAGAAAUAUAGGAUAGAACUGAAAAUAGAGUAAGAGAAGAUUAAAGCAAACUGGUCCCUAUUCUUUGAUUCUACUUUCCGAGUAAAGGAUACUUGCAAUAACAAUGAACAACGAGACAAAAAAGCCUGCUCGUUGCUGUUGCGGGCAUCGAAAUUGGGCAAAACUGAAUAGCUUAGUUGAAAACUGUACUACUUUCUGUACAUUUCUGUACAUACUCAAGAACCGCUCGUGCAAAGAAAAUUUCUGGACUCGCUUAUGAUCAAUUAGUAAAAGCAGUUAGUAAAGGAGGAAAAAUUUCACAAAGGCGUUAGCCACCCAUAUCUGGACCCUCACUUCUUUGUUAUUGGCAUAAAGGCGCAAAACUUCUUGUCCAAUAGAAAACCAUCGUCUCAAUAGAAUCCAAGGAGCACGGAGUUAAGAAAUGAGAGCACAAAGACAUUUAGAGGCAAACAAUGGAGUUUACCAUCAAUCAUCUCAAAAGACUAAAAUUAACCAUCAGUCGUCUAAUGUCUUGUUUUCAUCAACUGCCUGGAAGAAGUUUAUGUGCAAGCAUCCUAUAUCAUUUUUUUUUCCAGUGGCAAUUCGUACGCCACCCUUACACCAACUUGUAUUUGCUAUUCCUACCGGGUUCUUUCAACAGAAGUAAAUUGUGGCCAUUGGUUUCGUUCCGUUUUCGGAAUUAAUGUACUCUAUCGUCUAUAAGUCCCUUGAAGUUUCUUCUCAACAAAUGUUCAUGCAAGUGUAAGUCUCCUCAAGUUUUAAGGGAAAAAAUAGAGAAGCUUGAGUGGGACCCGAACCCAAAACGUAGUGACUGCAGUUGACUGCCUAAACAAACAAACCAGUGAUAAUUCGAUGCUGAUAAAGGGUUUGAUCUGAAGCCGUAUCUGCCCUAACCCUAAAUGGAAACUACCCGUUUCGAGUCAGUUAUUUACCCUAAUCACUAUUCUCAGGGCUUUAUCCUAAUCCCAGUGUGGUCAGUGCUUAACCCUGAUAAGAGCCUAAAAAACUGCACAGGUGAAUAAUUUGGACAGGUGAUCUCUUUUGGUUUUUAAAUGUUGUAGCUGAGUCAAAUAGCCUCUAAUCUAGGUUUCAGAAGAAUCCCGUAUGAACAGCAAAUACGAGUCGGUGCAAGAGUUCCGCGAGAAUACCCGCUUUUUUAAGUGCUCAUUUCCUCUCCCAGGCGCAGUAAUUCCCGCAAAAGGCCAAGCAACAUGUGGAUCAUGUUGGGCAUUUGCUGCAGCUGGAGCAGUAGAAGGAGCAAAUUUUAUUAAGGUAUGUAGCAAUAUUAAAAAUCAGUGCAGGUCGACGAAGUUGUAUAAUUAUCAGGACUCCUAGUUUCACUAGGAAACUUAAUAUUAAAUGCAAAUUUUCUUCAACGAUUCGUUUUAGAGUAUUUUCUUGCACGGUUUCACGGAUAUUGCUAGCAAGGGUAUUUUCGCGUCAUGGCUUCAUUUUACUACACAUAAUAACAAUAAUAAUAAAAAUAGCGAAUAUUUUAAAAGGAUAAAAUUACCAUUAGUGUUAAACACUGUUGUCAGUAGGGUCCUUUAAAAAAUAAACAAGUCAGAUAAAAAACAUAAAAAUAGGAUACGAUAGAAAGCUAUGACUAUAUAGGAUAUUAAAAUGCUAAAAGACUAGCAGAAUCCUUCAGUUUGUUGUUUCCUUGUGCACAUUAGGGCUAUUUUUUGAAACCACAUCGGGAUCCAUAAAUUUGAACAAGAAAGCAAAUACGAAAUGAAUUUUAGUAGUCGUAGACAAAUGUCAUUGUCAAAUUAAAUGUCCUCGCUCUCCAAGUAUUUUACCUUGCGUGGCAGAAAGGAUGAAACUGAAUCCAAAUUUGGUGCACAAAAAGACCUCAUCAUCCUGACAUUUUAAUUUCAGUAAGUUACAUGAUGAGCCAAGUGACUAUUUUUCAAAAAUCUUAAAUUAUAGGCCAUUCCCUAGUUGCCCCAGCCUCUGUCAAAGCGAGGCUAAGUGGUACGCUAUCGAUAUGAAAUUGACUUUUUAGUCUCAUGUAAAUUAAAUAAAAGUCAUUUUCACAAGAAAGAUUUUGCACGUGAAAAGCGAGGGAUUUUGGAACUCGGAAAUGGCCAAUUGACGAAUUGGUAACCGGGUUUAAGAAAUAAAAUUCAAAUUAUAAACACUUCUUGUGAUUAAUAUUAAAUACUUCGCCGAACUCUUUAUUUAAUCAUACAAGUAAAUUCUUCACCAAUUCUCCACUACACUUCAUUUUAAAUUUUUGUUUAAGUGACGUAUUUGCCUGUGUGAUUUCAUUGUCUUAGACUGGCAAACUAGUGGAUUUAUCGGAACAGCAACUCCUGGACUGUACUUGGGAAACACCGGGAGUUAAACAUGGAAAUAAUGGAUGCCUUGGAGGAUGGACAUGGAAAGCUUUUGCUUGGAUUCACAAGUUUGGAAUUGCAACCGCUAAAAGUUACGGACACUACAGGGGACAGGUUAGCUUGGUCUGUUACCCCACAGGGGUAGUGGCAGUAGACCUUCAGUCUCUUGUUAUGGUCACUACAGGGGACAGGCUAGCUUACUCUGUUACUCCUCAGGGGUAGUGCAUGACAGUAGACCUUCAGUCUAUUGUCAUGGUCACUACAGGGGACAGGUUAGCUUGGUCUAUUACCCCUCAGGGGUAGUGGCAGUAGACCUUUAGUCUCUUGUUAUGGUCACUACAGGGGACAGGUUAGCUUGGUCUGUUACCCCCCAGGGGUAGUGUCAGUAGACGUUUAGUUUCUUGUUACAGGCACUACAGGAGACAGGUCAGCUUGCUUUGUUAAUCCUCAGGGGUAGUGGCUGUAGACCUUUAGUCUUCUUGUUACGGACUCUACAGGGGACAGAUUAGCUUACCCUGCAUGUUACAUCUCAGGGUAGCGGCAGUCAGACCUUAAGUCUCUUGCAGACAAAGAACAACAGAUCCCCGUUUGACUAGGUAAAGGAGGGGUGUGAUAUAAAAAACACAAUACUGAAAAGGCUUUAAACCACUUCUGAGGCUGAUAUUUGUGUGCUCCUUGUUUGUCUUAUAGGAAGGUUAUUGCAAGACUAAAGGACUGAAAACCGGAGCAAAAAUCACCAGUUACAGAAGAGUAAAGCGUUACAACAGAGACGCGUUGAGGAAAGCUGUAGCUUACCAUGGCCCAGCAACAAUAUCAAUCAACGCCAAUCCUAAAACAUUAAAAUUCUACAGCCAUGGCAUCUUAGAUGAUAUAACUUGCAGUGAGUGACAUUUUUUGUGGAUACAUGUCUCUAUAAUCUCCUUUCCCACAUAACGUAAACUUCCGAUUAUUAGCCCUGGGCUUAAACAACUUCGUAAGGGCUUAUAAACGGGGGCGGGCGUAUAUUCUGAGGACUUAUAAUUGGAAUAAAAAAGUGUUUCAAAACAAGCUACUACAUAGCAGUACUGAUCAAAAUACUUUUUGAAUUUGACCGCUUUUUUAAGCUUCAAGCGUCGUAAAAAGUCGAUAUCAUUUCAAUAUACAAGCUCAGGGGAGCUUAUAUUUGUGGGGGAGGUUAUAGCCGGAUGUAUUUUUUGUUUACUGGAACAUGGGUCUAUAAAUGUGAGCGGCUUGUAAUCGGUGGGUCAAGGCGGGUACGGAGACACUCAGUCGUCAGUAUUCAGCGCAGCCAAUGAUUUAGAGGGAAAAAGAAAAUCUCAACUCUUUUGCCCGUCAGAGGUAAUUCGUGAGUCCAAACUACUAAAAUUCAAUAGCAAAUGUAGAAAGAAUCCACUCUCCGAAUGGAUUCGUCAAAUCAAAUCAAAAUACGGAUUUAAAGGAUUGAUUCAUUGCCCGUGUGGUCUUCGUUGUGUAUGCCAUCCGACAAUUGUACUCCUGUCAGGCGGUUCCCUGGUGAGAACAUAAAAAAAUAACUCUAUAGACCUGAAAAAGCGGGUAAACAAGAUGCGUAUUCAUGACGUUAUUGGUGUUUAUGUAUCCUACACAAAUAAAUACGAUACUUAAUCAAUGAAGGGUCUAACUGAUCUGCCUAAUAUUACUAAGGCCAUCACCCCUCCGGCGCGGAUUCGGGUCAAUAUUGCUUUUAUAUUUCCGUUCGCAAUAACAAAUCAAGAAAAUCUUAAGUCAAAAAUCCAAUUCUAAAAAACUUACCCAUAGUCAGGAUUUAGCACAAGAUAACCUGGUUCUGUAUUUCCCUUUCAGAUAAUAACACCGACCACGCUGUCCUCCUUAUUGGAUAUGGAAAGGAAAAUGGAGUUCCUUAUUGGUUGAUAAAAAACUCUUGGUCCCGCAACUGGGGAGAUCAUGGAUUUAUAAAAAUCAGGCACGGACUUUGUGGGGUAGAAAAGAGACCAUUUGUUGUUCUUAACAAGGGUCGCAAAACGUUACCAUGGCAACAAGAAUUAAAGGAGAAACAAAAACAGAGAGAGUUGCGUAGGGCCAAAUUACCCGAACAAUUAAAACCAGAAUCAACAAACCCCGAGGAAACUUAUCGGAGUAAAAUAGUGAGAAAAGAUGCUAUAGAGGAUCCAGCUGAUUUCAGCGACAUUGAAGACGACUUUGACGAGUAUCUGGAUGACGAGGACAGAUGGUGAUGAAUAACUGAAAUACAAAUUGUGCAGCAGAGAUCAUUAUUUGGGAGAGCACGUUUGGGAGUACAUAAUUAAAGCCAACGAAAAUAUGAUAUCUAUCGACAAAGGAAGCUAGGAGCGAGUCUACUUCGUAAUAAGGUUUUUGUACGGCAAAUGGCUAACGGCACAGAUGACCACAUGACCAUUUUCCCGCGGUUUACUACGUUUGCUGCGUGCUGUUAUUCGUUGUUUUUUUCGACAUGAACUUUUACGAUUUAUCGUUGUCAGUCAUAAACAGGUCGUAUGACCAUUUCUUCUGUUUGUCGCUUGUCGAAAAACUGAUGCUUGUUACCUCUGAUACAGAAAAAAACAUGUUGUUUUUAUUAUUGUUCAGAUAAACAGGGCCGACCGUUUCACUUCGCUCCUCCGCAGAGGCUCAAAGGGGCAUGGCACGAGUGCGGGCGCGAAAGUUGUUUGGUAAGCGGAAGAACCUUGCGGUUUUCGCCCCUGCACUCACUUUGUGCAGCGGAAAUCCAAUAACGCUUCAUGGAACCUCUGCGAAAGAGAGAUGACCUUCUCGGAGAGUAGCUAGCUAGUGGCUUGUUGUAACCAGUAGCUAUAUAACACUGUCAAAAUACUUGAUGACAAUUUAGUUUUGAUAUAAAACUAACAGCUUAGUUGUGAAAAAUAAACAAGCUCCGUUCUUUCUUACAGUUUGCUCUCCUAAUAUAAUGUACGCAAACUACCCCUGCCAGAAGUCACAGUUGGGGAAUUAAGCUAUUUGAACCCAAGAUGGUUUACAAAAUGAGGCCCUGUCGUGCUUAAAUUCCGAUCAGCGACAGACCCUCAGACAGCAACAUAAGAAAGGUGAAAUGGCAACAAACGCCACCAAGAUGGGUAGAAACUGCGACAGCGACUCAAAAUAAGUAAUAUAUAGAUUUAGCCAAGGCUAAAAGCGAAGCUUCCCUAAUUAAUUACCUAAAACCAAAAAUUUUUCACUUAACUGAUUUUAAAACAAAACGGGAAAAUUAUAAAUCAAGUUGAUUCGCAGUAAUAGUCUGGGGAAAAAAAUUCUUUCCCAUAGGUCUGCAUCACUGCAUUGUCGCGAAGCUUUCCUCAACCCAAAUUAAACUAAAUAAACAAACCAGCUUUGAAUAACAGAAGAAUCUUCAUAGCAGCUGUAUUUCAUUUGUGGCGGCAGAGGAAGAUUUUUCCUAUAGUCCACCGUAAGAGCCUGCAUGAACAGUCACACACGCAGUCAUCGAUGAAUCCCUUUGUGACACUUCCUCGACGCAACACGACAAAAACGAUUCAGUUUUUUUUUUACAGUAGUUGUGUAUCAUUUUUUGGUAACAGUACCAAAACAAUAAUUUAAAACAUAACUCUGAAAUGAAAAAUAGGCUUCAGCUGUCAGCAACAAAUUUCUCGAUGCUACAUGAUGUUUUCAUGCACCAAUUCACCGGUAAAAAUUUUGACCGGGGGGGGGGAAGGUGGUGGAGACUAAGUUGUUCCUGAAGUAUGACCAAAAGCGUCACCAAGAAAUUUAAUUCCGAAAAUUUUGUCCUAAGUCGAACACAAGAGACUUCAAUCUAGAUGUUUACUCAAGCCACUCCAUUGGUUGCCCCUAAAAUGGUUAAUUUUGCGCCAAACGACAAUGUUUGGACUCCCUUUCCUACCCUACUGGGUCUUUUUAACCCCUAUCCCCAGAGAGUUGACGGGCGGACGGGUGUACGCUGAAGUUAUAACCAAGUGUCAUUCGUCUCGUCGGUUCAGUUUUGUGUCGUUGUUGCUUUCUGUGACGAAAUCUACGGUCGCUACUGCAUCCAAAAAAGUAACAAUGAUCACCUCCACCCACAACUUACCAUUAUCGUCUUUAAGAUAAUGUUCUUCAUUUUCUGUUGUCUACGAUCAACAAACUCGACCGCGAUUUCUUAUAUUGGCAGAUGUGUUUGCCCCCUGAGAAACCACGUGACAUCUCGCGCCUUAAUCCCAUCAGUCCUUAAGCGCCUGCAAAAGUAACAGUAACCGUGAAUAAGGUCUACUAGGCUUAGGCCAAACGUCAAACUUUUCACGAGACGAACCAAACUUUAGUGGGUUAAGUUCAUGAAACGUUCGGCGUCUGGGCUCAGUUAAGUUCGUCUGAAUGAGUUUGGAUUAGCGCUUUUCGCAAGUUGCUCGGCAACUAUUUGGCAACUUCUCGUAUUUCGAGCAACUUUUUGCAUGCUGAGCAAUUUCUCUAGUUUUCUAGCAAUUCUGAGAUAUUGGAACAGCCUUGAAUGUAGACAAUUUAUGAAUUUCCUGUGAAAAAGGAGCCAGAUCCUUCUCCCUGGGGCAGAUUAUGAGCGCAAAAUACAUGUAGCCGGGCUGCUAGGUCAGCGGUUUUUAAAAGAAAAUUGAAAAUGGCGGACGAAGCCAGUCUCAGGUCAAAUAAACGAAGAGGGUAACAAAAAGUUUUUUUUUUUUGAGCAGCUUUUAAGCAACUUUUUUCACAAACAGCAACUUUCGAUUUUUUUGAGAAACUUUAUGAGAAAUUACGGGAAACUUUUUGAGAAAUCUCUAGCAACUUGUGGAAAGCCCUAGUUUGGAUCGUCCAACACGUUCUAUCCUUCUGCUUCAGACGGAUAGAACGUCUGGGACAAACGUCGAUCUUCACAUGCGACUAACUAAACUAAUGAAUUACACAUUUGUAUGACAAUGUAUAUUUACCCUCGUUCGGGAGAAAAUUUAUUAAAAUUGCUUUUUGGUCUGAUCAUAGUUAAUUGAGUGGCAUGGUUAUGAAACCCGUCAGACUCCUUUGUUAUAUGUUUUUGUGAACCUGAAAGUGCACAACGUUCAAAAGAAUUCCUAUCAUUUUGAUUGUAUUGACCAAUAAAAACGUUGCAUUAAUUUAUUCCGUAACAAUUUGCCAACAGAAAACAAAGGAUUGUGCACUUCCACGUUGCUUUGAACAUAAACAGCAGCACUGUUGUUUUUAUCAUUGAUGUUUGCCGCUUUUCAUAACCAGUCUCCUCUAAUAACUAUGGUCUGAUUCAGUUGAUUGGCUCGACGCGUCCUAAGUUCGACGUCUGACCCAAAAGACGAUCUUAACUUGACUCAAAUAAGAAGAGUUUGUUUCGUCUCGUGAAGUUCGACGUUUGGGUGUCAACUUGAGUCGUCCCCAUUCUCCUUUCGGCUCUCCCAGUGAUUCCCUGUCAACUUCACGUUCUGUUUGGUUCAUUUGUUCUUCUGCGUCUUCUGGUCUGUAUCAAUGAGCUAAAUAAGAGAACAGCAUAUUGUUCCCGUUUGAGCUCCGGCACUUAACUUCAUAAAUUCAUCGCUCCUCUACCCUUGAGUUUCCAGCGUGCAACCUCCUAAAAUAAUAGGUUUGAGCUCGAGAAAUUAAAAAUACAAGACUUCACAUUCUGAUUCACAGCCCAUAUAACACAUCAGUGUAUUUGCAUCUCUUGCUCUUCUGCUAUUUGGGGACCAUUUUUCAAACCAAGAGAGUUACGAUUUUCAGGUUCGGCAUAAAGCUAUAACGAGGUGAGCCUCUCGUUUUGCCUUGCGAGAGUUAAACCGCCCCAUAAAACUAGACGAUCGCCUGUUAUCCUUUGUCCUUUGAACGAAAAAAAAUCUUAGUUAGAAGUUUCCUUUAAAUUCCGGUGAGUCCAAAACUUCAAUGUCAAACCCGCAGGUUGUAAUCAACCGAGCUGAUCAUAUGUUAUGAACCAAAUGCCGGACAAAAGGCUCCCUGUGUUUCUGAUUUUCUCCCCGAUCUGCAACUGGUACCUGUUCUUAGGAGUUAAAUUCCAGCUGCAGGUUCCUUACAAAUCCUGCCCUAUAUUUCCCACCAAACGAAUAAUCGGCCUUGAUAAAAAUACAUGGACACUUGUCUAUGAUAUUAUGGCAAUUAAGGAACACAUAAAUGGAUUUUUCAAGCCGGAAGUGGUAACAAUUAGAAAAUCUUACUUCAAGUAAGAAUUUAUCGUCAAACUUCAAUGAAUUGACAAGUGUGAUACAGGUCAUUAUGCUUAACGGAACUUUGACGCCUCGUAGGUGGUGUCGAUCAAAAACAUUUUUAUGGCGGAUCCUCUAUGCCGUAUUCGUCUGCAUAGUACACCUUCGUACUUGUAACGGACAAAAUUAUUUCUUUGAAGAAAUCAAAGAGGUGAAUAAUAACUUUGACGUGGAACCAAAAACGACAAGCGGCCUGGAUUACAGAGGCCACGACGAGCCACACAUAACUUUCGAGAACGCAACUCUUCAACAGGAAGAUGAGAAUCAUGAAUCUGUCAUGGAAAAGAUCAAAUUUCCUGAGUUUUAUCACGCGCAAGGGAUCAUAUCAUUACCUUACGAUGGUAUCAUUGAACCGUUUGAAGCAUGGUAUGCUGGAAAACAUAGAAUGAGUCGAAUUGACUACUAUUACGGUAAUCUACAGUGUGUUCUUACAAUGUUUGUGUCAUUGCUGCCGGUACUGCAUUGUCUACCUGCUUCCUUGUUUACUUAUGUUGUUUCACGGCUUAUAGCAGAAAAUCCCAAAAAAGCUACUGGGAAAAAUCUCAUUGUUUUAUAAUGCAAGGUCAACGCAGUUCUAUAUAAAGAGGAAAAGAAUUGAAAGGGGGAGAAGUUUCGAAGUACAAGAGUUUAUGAAUGGUUAGAAUAAUUAAAAAUGAAAAGGAAGGGUAGGUAGUACAGAUAAUAACAGGUCGAAAUCUCAAAACCUCAGGCCGUAAACAAAACGUGGGGAUGGUGGGGUAUGUUUCAGCCUUUUAAUUAAAGCCUUGAUUCGUAGACAGUUUAUGACACUCUCUCUAUCUAAGAAUCAUUCGCACCCCAUUUCAGCCUUCCAUAUAAUGACUCGCCCUAACAUGGCGUGUAGUAAGAGAAACUCGGAUUGAGCCACUCAAAUUUAGGCGAAAAAUAUAUUUUUCAAAUCGGCACUGUUAACCGCUACGGAAUUAACGAACGUUUUUCGUUCAACUAAUUUAAUCUUGUUGUCAUAUUACUCCUUGUUCCUGACAACAUUCGAUAUACGGACAAUCUGUUCAUUUGCGCGCACUGACGAACGCCCAGCGAUCAACACAUCACUGAGUUUUUGCUAUCUUUACACGGUGGCAAAUUGACUUCAUCAACUUAGUUGAUUAAACUAAAAUUAAGGUCUUAUAAUAUAGGGUCCUAGUCUGAUCCUCUAUCGGUUGAUAAUACUCCCUCCAUCUUAAAAUCAGACUGUUAAAGCAUGCUUAACGCUAAAUCUGCAGUUUGGCAAUUUCGCGUUGCCACCGUUAUCAUCGUCUGACCAAUAUAAAUAGUUGCUGCUAAACAGGUUUUGAAAAUUUUUCCAAUCCCAGCUUGAUCACUAUAGAGACUGCAUUUUGUAGACCGGGUUGCAUAUGGUAGAUCGCAAUUUCCUAUGAUCGUAGUCUCCUACGCCACGCCACGCCACGUCACGCUACACCCCACAAACAUCCGGCCGUUUGUGAGGAGGGGCGUUGAGUGAUGGCACAAGGAGACUACUUACUCUCUAUUGCUGUUCGUGCCGACUCUGAAAAUUAGGUACGAACUUGGCCCAAAAUUGUGCGUUGUAGCUGCUUUAGACAAAGCUUUGUUAAAAUGUUGGAGUUUCGUUCUGUAGGUAUGGACAAGACCAUUCAAAGAGGCGACCUGAAACCAUACGGGGCUCUUAUAAAGUUUGUGCCUGCUCAUUGGGGUAAAGGAAAGGACUUGGACAGAAACACACGGAGCUGUUGGUAUAGGCCUGGAUUCCGAUGGUCCCCAGAAAAGGCGCAGAGUAUUGUGCCGCAAAACUUAAAAGGAUUCAAGGUACACUUUUUGACCUCAAACGCGUAGUAACGGUGCUGAUAGGUAAUUCAGCAAGUGUUGCCUCCCGAGACAUGUGGUGAAGGACAGUUACUCUCUUUUGACCGCGUUACACUAGGCAACGCUCGCUGAAACGUUUAUACCAGCGCAUUAUAUUGCAAAAGACGAAUUUCAACACUCUCAAAUCCAUCACUCUAAAUGUUCGGCAUAUUUUUUUGUCUAGUAUCUUGGUGAAGAGUAUCACAGUGGAAUGCCUGUUCACAAGUUACAGCGGACAGCGACUGUGUUCAAGAAGAAGAACACUUACACACUUUACUUGACGAGGGAGAAGCCUUACAGACCUGUACGUUACAUCAUGCACGGAUAUGAUACCCUGUUACACUCGUUUUACGAUCAUUACAUCGUGGAUUACUUGUCAUUCCGUGAAUGGGAGUUUGAUUUUGAUGUUAUGAAAAUACCAAAAGGUACGAAAGAAGUAAAACUGCUAAGAAUCAUUGUUCUUAUUCGAAGGGGACAGAAUGCAACUUUUUGUUGAUGGAAUAUCUGUAACUGUAUGACGUGACUGUUCAUCAGUAGCUAUAGAAUGCCUAAAGUUCAUGUAUUGAUCACUAAACAUCAUGUGAAAAUGUCAGGAAAAGUGAUCCUUUUCGCAAAAGCCCCACCUAUUCAAACGCCUUUUUUGGCAAUCAUAAGCCUAUCUAUAUCUGGCAUAUGCCAGUGUAGAGUGAUCUCUUUAAUAAGUCAAUCCCGUUUGGAUCAGUACCAUGCUAAAGAGAGGUGUCCGCCAUAUAGAGGUGCUCCAUUAGGAGAGAGUUGAUGGUAGUCAAGAUUGCUCUCACUCUACCAAGACAGUACUUUGAAUUCUCAUCAUUCUAGACGUGAAGCUAUCUUAGUCAUUAGAAAUACUUUAGAGAGGUAUUCUUUUGGGUUUUGGAAAUAAUUCCUUAAUGUCAUUUUGCUGUGUGAUUGGUUACAAUUUUGUGAAACCAUUUUAUUUACCGGGCGGCUUCAAAAACAGAUUGGACAAACGUUUCUGGCAAAUCUCAAUUUUAAACUACUUUAAAAACGAAUAUGUACCAAAAAUGCUAUUGAUACCAAGUUCAAAUUUGCAACAAUUUUUCAUUGUCUGUUCAAGGAAAAUCUAGCUGCCUGAAAGAGCUUGAUAAGAUGAAGUCUAGGUACCACUUUAAUCCAAUGGGAGAGUUUAUGCAUGAAAACUUUGAGGAUGUUGAAGUGGAUGAAAUGUUCGACGAAUUCAAGAAGCGUCACAGUAAAUCUUAUCAAGAUCCAGCCGAGCACGAGCAGCGAAAACACAUAUUUCGUCAUAACAUGAGGUAAGGGGAAUCUGCACCUGUAAUUAUCAUGAUCCUUUGUAUGGAAAAUCCUUUGAUUGCAUGCCUUUUUUCACCGCAAAGAGAGGUUUAUAAAUUUGUCGGGCGUUGAUCGCUUAGCGAUUUGAAAUUUCGCGCUAUUAAACAUUGAUAUUCGCAAAACACUUAUUACUGGAAAAUCAUAGAAGAAUAUUUCCCUGCCGGCUUUACUGUGAAGACUUUUGUUGCCAGCUCAAAUAGGUUUGCCAUAGUGGGGCAGGUAUUUUGUUGGCUUUUCUUUUUGGCCAAGGGAUCAAGAAUGUCUUUGUAAAGAGCAAAGUGAUAGUCUUAUUCACAAUGGCCAUUGACAGAUCAAUGAAUGCGAAAAACGACUUUAAAACGCGACAACGUAAUGGGAAACGAUUUUCCAAAGUUAAAAGGAGAUAAUUUUUUAACCUUCCAGAUUUAUAAACUCGAAUAAUAGAGCAGCACUCAAUUUCACGCUGGAACCGAAUGAGCUCAGUGACGUAACCGACGACGAGUUUGAACUGUACAAAGGCUUACUAAUUGACCCCAGCGGAGGAGACGAGGCGCUCAAGAAACAAGAAAUACCUCAAGCUCGAUUCAAAAUACCUCGGACUGCUCUCCCCGAUUCCUUGGAUUGGCGCGAAUAUGGUGGGUUUCAAACCAGGAAUAAUUGUCAAGUGACUUAACAAUUAUUCCUUCUAGUGCCUACGUUGCCGGAUACAAUUUGGCAAAUAACCAACGAGGCGUGAGGCACCGCGGAGAGCUAUAACCAAUCGCUAUUGUGCAGGUUCUAUUCCGGCUGUCAGUCGGUCCGACUUCGCCCUUAUUUUCCACAUAAGUUCCCAAACUCAUGAAUUAUUCAUACAGCCAACAGCCAAUAAAUGACGGCCUCGUGUUGUCAUCUGUUUCUAGGUGUUUGGAAACCCUGAUGAAGCACUCGUCCUCGUUUUUUUUUUUUUAACACAUUACAUGAAACGUUGGUAUAAUGGCCUGUAACCGAGACCCUGGGAACCAAAUGAGAACUGAGCUAAAAUUGCAUUAUCCAAAGCUGCGAUUUUUGAAGUAACAUUAUUACGUCUCGUCUUUCAUUUUGCGCGGCUCCCUGUGCACUUUCUGAACGCCUGGAACAGGCCAACAUUGCUACGGUUUCAUCUUACUGGCAUAUUUUCUAUGAAUUCUUAGCAACGUUAAUGAGCUCUAUAUUAUAAAAACUGAUGAAAGUUCAGUGUUUCCGAGGUAGAGUGCACUGGUGCUACGCUGUCAAAUUACACGACUGUGCAUUCUUAUUUUAGGUGCCGUUACUCCAUCUAAAGCUCAAGGACUUUGUGGAUCUUGUUGGACAUUUUCUUCUACUGGACCAAUAGAGGGAGCUUACGCUAUUCAGGUCACUAAAGUAUACUUAGUUUAAACUUUAGCUAACUUUAAAACCUUAAUGAUAUUAUUAAUUAGGUAGACUCUACAUAUCCCUCCAUGAAUCGUGUAGGAACGCCGCAAUGCAUGGCAAGGAAGUUCCAGAAGGAAGCCAAAUUUCAAUCAGGGGCACCCAACGACAAUUUUCGGAAGAAUAUCUGUUCGGAAGACGAUUUGAGAUCUAGAAUUUUCGAAACAUUUGUUGCAAAAUUUCUUGCUUGCCUGCCUCUUCUAGGAUUUUCGAACAUGUAAAAAAUGGUAUAAUUGCCUAUUUUUAACGGAUUUUUACCCUAAAAAGGUCACCUAGAAUUUUCGGGAGCCUUUUUUCUGGCUGAAAUUUUCGAAAAAGUAAGUUUUGAUCCUAUUAUUUUCGAAUCACUAGACUUUCAGCUAGGAAAUCCGAACAGAUGAAAAAUUUUUAGGGGAUAAAAAUAUGCCUAUAUCUACCGUUUAAAUACUAAAAUACGUUUAACAGUGUCAUGUUUAAGUGGUUUUGAACUAUAUUCUCGUUGGGUGCCCCUGAUUUCAAUCUCGAUCUCAGACGUCCGCUAACCAAAACAAUAUUUUUUUCAAAGUAAAUAAUUUGCAGAAACACCGAACUGCACCUCCAUACACCCAGCCAUAGGACUGAUUUCAACUUUAUGUAAAUCAAUUAAUGUAUAUGUCUUGGUCUGCUCGGAAGGUACGCUUCUUUGACCAUCACACACUUCUCCCAAAAACCAUUAAUGCCUGUCCUCAGCACAAACUUUGUACUAAUUAACUUAAGCUGUAAUAUAAAUUAUGAAUAAUUAAUGAACUGAGAUGAGCUGAUCGGUACAGCCAUACUGAACCGCCAUUCCUUGCCUGUCGAUGAUCUCAAGGCAGCCAAGUCGCUGGUCUGAAACAAUACAAUUUCCGACGCAAAAGAUUUUCCCAGCAACAACAAAAUUGAUACAAAAGCUACAAUAGUAAGAGAUUAUUAUCGAGUUUGCGUGCGAUCAACCACUGGCUUACGUAUAUAGCUGAUCCAAUAAAGAACGCCUUUGGCAAUGGGGAUUGGGCAUUUGGGCAUACUAAAAUGACUGCAAUUGUUUGCUUCAGUGACCAACAAACAUAGCUUUCCAGUGCCCUAUUCCCAAUGUCCAAAGAGACCUUUUUGGAAUCAGCUAUUCAACACCAUAGUUCCUCUUUAGACAGGGAAACUGAUAGACAUUUCUGAGCAACAGCUGAUGGACUGUAGCUGGGGAUUUGGUAACAGUGGCUGUCGAGGCGGCUUCUCUUGGAGGGCACUGGUGUGGGCUAAGAAACAUGGAGUGGCGUCCAGUAAAAGUUAUGGAAGAUAUCUUGCUCAGGUGUGAUAAUAGAACAUCAUGAUAACAACGUAACGUUGACGUUUUUGAAGUUAUCCAACACCAUUUAACAAGGUGUUCGAUGGGGUAAUUCAAUUGAACAUGAUGCAUCAACGCGAACUAACAAUGUUGGAACAUCUGUUAGAACAUCUGUUCAGUUUGAACGGGAUGUUUAGUUUAUUUAGACAAACGAUACGGGAUAUGCCACAUGCAAAAUGCAAUCCCAUCCCAGAAACUCUAUGUUCCCCUAGGCUAAGCAGCUUUUCGGCCAAGGCUGCGAAAAUAAUUAUUUGCUUGACUCUACUGGUACAUGGCUUUCCCGGGUUUCAAGGUACAAAACCUGAUUUGUUACGAGUCUGUCCCCCUAGGGCCAUGGUUUUGACACGAGGCACGUGACACGUUCUCAUCAAAUAGCAUCGUGCCACUGUUAGUCGAUAAAUUUAAAAAAACGUUUCAAACCGAACGUUUUAUCGCGAAAAGAAACAACAAAAUCCAUUUCCAUGAUAAAAAAUGGAAGCCGUUACCCCCAUUAAUACAACAGUAGCUGUUAUCCAAACUUCGUUUUUCUAAUACUCCCUGUAUUACUCUGUAUUUUAAGUUCAAGUCGAAUAAGUUAUGUAAGCCUUGUAGUGUAGUGCAGUGUAGCUUUUUAUUUAUUUAUUCUAUUUUCUUUUUUUUUUGUAAUUAAGGUAGUUGUUGUAAAUUUUGUAAUGUUUGUAUGUUUCGAUCUGUAUGUUGUUUGUACUAUACCUGUAAAAAGAAAAUAAAUAAAUAAAAUACAAAAAAAAAAAAAAAAAAAAAAAAAAAAAAAAAAAUCGUGCCAUUGAAUCAAAAUACAGGAAAAUAUAUAGAGGGCUGACAGGGCACUCUGGAGUUCAAUUUUAAAUAUAGAUUCAUGACAGAGUAUCACAUUUGCAAUAUACAUGAUUUAUCACAUGCAGGAGGGAUACUGCCAUUGUGGUCAAGAAGACGGCUGUGACGUCGUAAAAUUCAAUCGUUUGGUGACCGUGAAGAAAAAUGAUGAACAGGCAUUGAAGCAGGGCCUGGCAAAAUUUGGUCCAGCAUCCAUUUCCAUCAAUGUUGGUAGGAAGUCUUUGAAGUUUUACAGCUCUGGCGUUUACGAUGACACAGAAUGUAGUAAGUACAUGUAAGAAUUGUAAAUCACGUGCAUCACACUUUUUUGGCACAUUUCUUUGCCGUCAUUGUACGAUUAAAGCGUCAAAAUGCCUCAUUUCACGUUUUGCAAAGAACGAGAACACAAGACAAGGACUUUCUUUUCUCUUUACCUGAUCUCCGAUACAUCUUCUUCCAGAAAAAAUGCCUACAUUUGACGAAUUGAAUGAGAUGGAAUAAGCGCGCUUAAGUUUGAAGUAGUGUUAAUUCAUUUUUAAGUAACGUUUUCGUAGCCGUCGCCGUCCGAUAGCAGGGACCUUACGAAACUACGACGGCAACGGCAACGGCAACCACAAAAAAAGCAACAGGUUUAAUGAGCAAAACAACAACUUUGCACGCGCAUCACAAUUUUUGGUCCAUUUCUUUGCUAUCCCUGCACAACUACGACGUGAAAUGGCCAAAUUUUAAGUUUACCUAAGAACGGUAGCGGCAAGACGAUAAAUUCUACCAUCUCUGUCUGAACUUGGGCGCGGGUCCGAUCCCCUCUCUUCACUUCCAACCUAAAUUCCCUUUUUUAAGUAACAGGGCGACUUGGGAUAAUCGCGAAAUUGUUUCAAAGGAUGCAAAGUCUAUUUCUCGGCGACGUUUUCAUGGAUGUCGCCGUUGUCGGAUCGUAAGGUCCCUAGUUAUGGCAUGGCUAAGUAUAACCUCAAGUUCUAUGUGUUAAUUAUGUUGAACUCAAGUUGAAGUUAAACAGAAACAUGCUUCAUCAAAAGAGCUGGAGUUUUUUUUAUGUCCACCUCUGGCGCCUCUCUUCUCUCCUGUUUUCAAUACAAUUCUGAUUUGUUCGGAGCCUCUUUAUUAAAACGAAGACCUGGAGCACAACCGUUCAUUUAAAAAUAAAUUCAAUUUGUGGUGAAUGAGAACGACCACAAGCGCUCACUUUGAAAAAGAAGCUUAAGUUAACUGACUCGGUACAACGCUUGUGCAAAGCAACAGUAAGUGAGUUUUGUUUCUCUCCUGCAGGCCCACAAACAAAUCAUGGAGUUGUUGUGGUUGGAUUUGGCGAAGAAAAUGGCACUCCGUAUUGGAUAGUAAAGAACUCUUGGGGAAAAUUCUGGGGCGAAGAAGGUUUUGUGAAAAUUGCAAGAAAGGACAACUUGUGCGGAGUACUAUCGAAUGAACCUAUUUUUGUUUCUUUGAACGCUACGGAAAUUGAUGACGCGAGUGAGGAUUAUCCUUUCAGGAGAAUGACGAAACAGAGCUUCGUUGAUGUUGAAAGAAGACUUAAUGUAACAAACCUUAAGCUUUCGCCAUUUGACUACAAGAGGUCAAAAAUUCGAUUUGAUGAGCUCAACAAAAGAACACCUAUAAGCCCGCGUUAG